This is a messenger RNA of Megachile rotundata (alfalfa leafcutting bee), 3039 nucleotides long. RefSeq names its product WD repeat-containing protein 26. NCBI's taxonomy places the organism in Eukaryota, Metazoa, Arthropoda, Insecta, Hymenoptera, Megachilidae. Gene Ontology annotation, cellular component: GID complex. The record is from RefSeq and is a predicted model, not a curated record. Gene Ontology annotation, biological process: proteasome-mediated ubiquitin-dependent protein catabolic process. Gene Ontology annotation, molecular function: protein binding.
CAACGGAACUAUCUGCAAAGAUCACAGUGUGACGUAAACGACGAUCUAAACAAGUAUCAGCUGUGUAGCAGUCAUUGUUCGUAUCCGUUUUGGCAGUCGUACAAGAAUUCUGUUUUUCUUCGUUUUCUGAUCGUCGGGCAUCAGGUCCGACGGGACAGACGGUGUACGGAUUAGUUUGAAAGAGAAGUGUAAAAAAAAGGGGGGAGGCUACGAGUUUUCCGUGCAACGCAACCGUGGCUGCGUGCGUGCUCCAGCCCCAGCCCCACCAACGAUCUUAGGGACAAUAAUCGUGUGAAAAACGGGGCGGUACGCGCAUAAGCCUGGCCUCGAGCAGCGAGUCAGACGACGGUGGACUCGCUCCGCCACCGUGCAAAAGGUCUCGUAGUUCUCUGCCGACUACCCUACGACCAGCGGACGAGCACCACACCGAUCCUGAGAUGGAAAACUAUCGAAUCUCAAGACGUAUCGACGUCGGAUUCCUUUCAUAUGUGCUGUCUAUCAAGCGGUUUUCUUAUUUCUUGAAAUCCUUUCAUCGAAUAGUCAUAGAUCUUUUGUAUACAAGCAUAGAAUUUUAAAGUUUUUGCAAAAAAAGUAAAAAGAAGAAAUACUUGAGUCAAGAUAGAAUGUACCGAUUAAUACACAUAAGUGUUAAUAUUGCGGAGUACCAUUGUCAUCACGGGUAACAUUUCCGUGUGCAUGACAGCAUAAUGCAACAGCAGACUUCAAACGGUGGCAUUUCGUCCGGGCUUCAGCAAAAUGGCUCUACAGCUGACUCUGGCGGACCUCAUGCGAAUGGCAACGUGAUACCGGAAUCAGAUAAUGACAUCAAUGGUGUGAACGGGGAAACGAAUCAAAACUUAGGACCUCCGAAAGUAAUGGACAAAACUAAUCAAGAUAUUGUGAGACUCAUUGGACAACAUUUGAAGACAGUUGGACUUAAUCGUACCGCAGAUCUUCUUAUGCAAGAGUCAGGUUGUCGUCUAGAUCAUCCAGCAGCAGCAAAGUUUAGACAGCAUGUUAUGGAUGGUGACUGGACCAAGGCAGAACAUGACCUUAGUGAGCUUAAAACAUUUUUAAAUGGUGCAAAUCAAAGUCUAGUGGAAAUGAAGUUCUUACUACUAGAACAAAAAUACUUAGAAUAUUUGGAGGAAGGAUUAGUAUUGGAAGCAUUGCAAGUUUUACGCAAUGAACUCACACCUUUAGGUCAUAACACAGGUCGUGUCCAUCAAUUAUCUGCAUUUAUGAUGUGCAGUGGACGUGAUGAAUUGCAGACACGUGCAGGCUGGGAUGGCAAAGGUGCAGUUUCGAGAGCUGCUCUAAUGGACAGACUACAGAAAUACCUGCCACCCUCUAUUAUGUUACCACCACGACGCCUUCACUCUCUUUUGUGCCAAGCUGUGGAAAUGCAAAAUCAACAGUGUACAUACCAUGUAACACACACUCAGACAAGUUUAGAGAACGUAUCGUUACUCGUGGACCACAGCUGUAGCAAAGAACAGUUUCCGUGCCAUACUAUACAGGUGCUCAAUAAUCAUUGUGAUGAAGUAUGGUAUUGUAAAUUCUCUCCAGAUGGUCGUAAGCUAGCUACAGGUUCUAAAGAUAUGACAGUAAUUAUUUGGGACGUGGAUCCAGAAACAUUAAGAGUAACACACAGAAAAACGCUAGAAGGUCAUACUUAUGGAGUGGCACUAAUUGCUUGGAGUCCUGAUAGUAGUCUUUUAAUCGCUUGUGGACCUGAAGAUUGUCCUGAGCUUUGGCUUUGGAGCAUCGACCCGCCUGACUAUGAACUACGUGCAACAGUAACUCAGAAUACCGACGAUUCACUUACGGCAUGUGCUUGGUAUCCUGAUUCACGUAAAUUUGUGGCAGGAGGUCUUCGUGGACAAUUCUAUCAAUUUGACAUCGAAGGCAAUGUAUCAGAAUCUUGGGAAGGAGUUCGAGUGAAAUGUUUGUGGUGUAAAAACGAUGGUAAAACGGUUCUUGCUGCUGAUUCACAUCACCGAAUUCGAGGAUAUAAUUUUGACGAUUUAUGUGACUUUACAAUAUUACAAGAAGAUCAUCCUCUAAUGUCAUUUAGUGUAAACAAAGCAGAUCGACUUGCACUUUUAAAUGUAGCUAAUCAAGGUGUACAUCUUUGGGAUUUACAAGAUAGAUGUUUAGUAAGACGUUUUCAAGGAGUUACUCAAGGGCAUUUUACAAUUCAUAGUUGUUUUGGUGGUGUAAAUCAAGAUUUUAUUGCAUCUGGCAGUGAGGACACUAAAGUGUAUGUGUGGCAUAUCAAAAGGGAACUACCUAUAGCAAUUUUAACAGGACACAGUAGAACAGUAAAUUGUGUUUCAUGGAAUCCUGUAUAUCAUCAAAUGAUGGCUUCCGUGUCAGACGAUUGUACAGUGAGAAUAUGGGGACCGAGGUCAUCUUCUCCAGAAAAAGGUGAAAGUGACAAGACUGUACCAUUAGAAAGCAACUCCUCAAAUGGUAGUGGAUGGCAUGAAAUGGUAUCGUAGCGAACUACAGUGUAUCAGUGUCCCCAUGACCUCAUGGUGUUCAAAAGACUGUCAUAUUGAUCGUCAUACUGACAUUUUCCUGCCCCCCAGCAGCUAACUCUUUAUGCCUCAUUACUGUAAGUCUGGAUAAAUGACUACCAUUGAGAGUAAAUGAGAGAUACACUAGCAUCAACUGCUAAUUCUUUAAAACUCAAUCGGGCGUUAUUCGAAAAACUGUUUCUUUUUCAUUAAUCAAUUUUGUAUGCAACCUUAACAGCCCGUUUGUUUGUAAAAAACAAAUUCAAAAUUACAUAUGUGAAUUAUUAAUUGAAAGCAAAAAGCAGCAUAAUAUGUCGACUAAUAUAGGUUAUGGUAAAAUAUAAGUUCAACAAAUUCCGUCUUAGCGUUGAUGUAAAAAAGAAAAAUUAAUGUGCAUUAGCAAAAAAGUACUACAAGAAUUAAAAUUUGUGAUUUUGCGAGAUUAUCAUAAAAACUUGUUUUGACAAAAAUUAUGUCAAAUUUAAUCUUUCUAAUAAUAAAAUGCUGUAAAUAACAA